CCGAACACCUUUUACCCCUGCCCCGUCACGCACGCCCCCAAUGGAAGCAGAGUACCCCCAAAUAAACCCUCUUCGACUCUGCUCCGGGCGCCGGAAAAGGGAGGAGGAAGAAGGGCUUGUGCUUCUGUCCAUGGAUCUUGAUGCCGCGGCGGAGAUGGCGCCCGAGUCGCGGUCGCAGCAGCAGGCGGCGGUUCCGGACAAGUUGAAAGCAGUGGCAGAAGAGCUUGGACAUGAGAUUCGAAUUUUUUCAAGCACGACAUUUGAGACAACAAGCAGGUUACCCAAGGCAGAUCAGGAGGAAGACGAUGACUUCUAUGAGCUUCAGCCUGCUGAUUAUUUCAAAUUGGUUUCAAAUAGGCUAGCAGAACAAUCAAAAGUUCUGAAGACUCGUAAAAUACGGGAAGCAGAACUUGCUGCUCAACGGGCUAGGAUAACAAAGGCCAUAAUGAGGGUUCGAUUCCCUGAUGGUUACAUUCUUGAGGCUGAGUUUCAUUCAUCAGCGACGGUACAUAGUCUGGUGGAUCUUCUCAGGAAAGUAAUUGCUAGACCAGAUCUGCCAUUCUAUCUUUAUACAGCCCCUCCGAAGAAGCGGAUACUGGACAUGUCACAGGACUUUCACACAAUCGGCUUUGUUCCUGGAGCUAAUGUCUUCUUUUCUUAUGAUCUGCCAGAAGGGUCGAUAGAUGGUGUAAAAUCAGGACCAUAUCUCCGUGAAGAAAUUCGAACUUUGGAUGGACUGUCACUUCUCUCAAAACCUUCUGAUCAGCCUGAUGAUUCUAAGACAGCCUCUGAAUUAGCUCGUCAAUCUGAUGUGUUCCAAUCUGAUUCUGCAGCACCAGCAAAUAAGAAAUCAUCGAAACCAAAGUGGUUCAAAAGGUGAGACCACCAGCACAGUAGCACUUUGCUAGGCCUUUCAGCACUCACACUGCAUGGCUCGUCAACUUUCAUGGUUCAACGGCUUCAGUUUGGAACAGGCUGUGCACCUCCAUAGAAUCGUGAUUCAAUCCUCUGUGCAUCGCAUGUUGUCGAACCAUGAGAACUAGAUCUCGUCCUUUCCGGGUGGUAGCAUGUAAAUUUGAUGUGCCAACAACUGAUCUGGAAUUUGUUGUGGGAUUGUGGCGCUUUCCCACCUUAGAGAUGUGUAAAAGGCCAAAACAACAGAAACAGAGGAAAUGCAACACUUUACUGCAUGGUGCUGUUGCUGUCAUUACAAUCUAGCAUCUUCAUCAGUAGAAGGAUGCUUUGAGUUGGCUGGAAAAUUACCAAUAAAGCAUGUGGCUUCAGACUUGAA
This is a messenger RNA of Brachypodium distachyon (stiff brome), 1291 nucleotides long. RefSeq names its product plant UBX domain-containing protein 1. Gene Ontology annotation, molecular function: ATPase binding. Gene Ontology annotation, biological process: protein-containing complex disassembly. NCBI's taxonomy places the organism in Eukaryota, Viridiplantae, Streptophyta, Magnoliopsida, Poales, Poaceae. The transcript has 8 exons. The coding region runs from base 41 to 880 and encodes 279 amino acids. The record is from RefSeq and is a predicted model, not a curated record.